CCUGGUUUCAUUCCCUCUUCACACACACAACAAACAGGGAAAAAAGGAAAUUAAAAUUAAAAAGAAAUACAGAGAGAAACGGGGGAAGGCGUCUUCCUCUCUCGUGGUGCUUGGAAUUCUCCAUUCCAACGGUAUCUCAUUCCCCUGAGAAACGUCGCGUUUCCAGGGAAAGAGAUGUCGAUCGCCAUGAAAGAGGAGGACGCCUUGAAUUUGAAGAAGCUCGUCCGAAAGGUUUUGCGCAAUAAUUCCAUGAAGAACCUCUUCAAAUCCAAAAAACCGCGCCCUCCCGCUCAGACCGUGCGUGAUAUCAAGACACUGCUCUCCUACAUCUCUUCUGAUUCCGAAGAUAGCAGCCCCAGGCUCCAUGCCAAGCUGGCGCAAUUGGAUGCCGACGUCAGAGAGGUCAAGUCAAUCCUAUACGGAAUUGAGGAAUCGGAACCGGUUGCAGAAGCGUGCGCUCAAGUGACUCAAGAGUUCUUUGCUGAUGACACUAUGCGACUCCUCAUUCUCUGCCUCCCCAAAAUAAACUUCGAGACUCGCAAGGACGCAACGAGAGUAAUUGCUAAUUUGCAAAGGCAACCGGUUCAAUCGCGGUUAAUUGCUUCCGGCUACUUAGAACAGAAUCUUGAUCUUUUGGACGUUAUGAUUACCGGGUACGAAGAUCCUUCCAACGCUCUGCAUUACGGAGGCAUGUUAAGGGAAUGCAUACGACAUCAGGUGGUCGCUUGUUAUGUUUUGGAGUCAUCACAUAUGAUGAAGUUUUUCGACUACAUUCAACUUCCAAACUUUGAGAUUGCUUCGGAUGCUGCUGCUACCUUUAAGGAGCUUAUGACGCGUCACAAAUCCACCGUUGCAUAUUUUCUCAAAGAAAACUAUAGCUGGUUCUUUUCUGAGUUCAACUCAAAGAUGUUGGAGUCUCCAAAUUACAUGACCCGCCGCCAUGCUGUGAAGCUUCUAGGAGACAUGUUGCUCGAUAGAUCUAACUCAGCGGUCAUGGUGCGCUACGUCAGCUGCAAGAACAAUAUGAUAGUUCUCAUGAAUCUUCUGAGGGAAACGCACAAGUGCAUACAGAUCGACGCAUUCCAUGUUUUCAAGCUAUUCGUGGCGAAUCAGAACAAGCCUGCUGAUAUCAUCACCAUUCUGUGUGCCAACGAAAACAAACUUUUGCGCUUCUUUGACGGCUUCAACUAUGACAAAGAGGAUGAGAUGUUUGAGGCGGACAAAGCUCAGGUUGUGAAAGAUAUCAGGGAACUCGUGGCGACAACGCCAGUGGGCUGCUCCGGUGAAUUGUUGAAACCCGUUGUAGACUAACUUCAACAAUCUGUUCAUAACAUAUGAAGUGUCUAUAAUUUUUUCCCAGUA
Messenger RNA from Salvia splendens (bonfire salvia), 1362 nucleotides. RefSeq names its product putative MO25-like protein At5g47540. NCBI's taxonomy places the organism in Eukaryota, Viridiplantae, Streptophyta, Magnoliopsida, Lamiales, Lamiaceae. The record is from RefSeq and is a predicted model, not a curated record. Gene Ontology annotation, molecular function: protein serine/threonine kinase activator activity. The transcript is spliced from 11 exons. The coding region runs from base 175 to 1311 and encodes 378 amino acids. Gene Ontology annotation, biological process: intracellular signal transduction.